AUGUCCUUACCAGCACAGUACUCUUUAGUUCCUUCCUCAACAAUGGAAUUGAUUGACCUCCUUAUUCUUUGUCUAGCAUUUAUCUUUGCCCUUCUAUGGUGGCGACAUUGGUCCGUCACGGGCGGGGGGCCAAAGAAUCUUCCUCCAGGGCCUCCAGGGUGGCCUCUUGUGGGCAACUUGUUCCAAAUCAUCCUCCAACGCCGUCCCUUCAUCUAUAUCGUACGUGAUUUACGUGCAAAAUAUGGUCCAAUCUUCACCAUGCAAAUGGGGCAACGUACUCUUGUUAUUGUCACCAGCUCUGAGCUCAUACAUGAAGCCCUGGUUCAGAGAGGCCCUACAUUUGCUAGCCGGCCGGCUGACUCGCCGAUCCGACUCGUCUUCAGCGUUGGUAAAUGUGCUAUCAACUCAGCCGAAUAUGGUCCUCUUUGGAGAUCUCUACGCAAGAACUUUGUCACAGAGCUGAUAAACCCCGUGAGAAUCAAGCAGUGUAGUUGGAUACGCCAAUAUGCUUUAGAGAACCACAUGAAAAGGUUAGAAUCCAAGGUGCUUGAAAAUGGAUUUGUUGAGGUCAUGAGCAACUGUAGGCUCACUGUAUGUAGCAUCUUAAUAUGUCUUUGCUUUGGUGCAAGAAUCUCUGAAGAAAGAAUCAAGAACAUCGAAGCUAUAUUAAAAGAGGUGAUGUUAAUGACAAUGCCAAAGCUUCCGGAUUUCUUGCCAAUUCUUGCUCCUUUAUUUCGCAAGCAAAUGAAAGAAGCUAAAGAAUUGAGAAAGAAACAGAUGGAAUGUUUGGUUCCAUUGAUUAGAACCAGAAGGGCCUUCGUGGAGAAAGGUGAGAACCCUGGUUUGGAAAUGGUGAGUCCAGUUGGUGCAGCCUAUAUAGAUUCUUUGUUCGACAUGAAGCCUGCAAAUAGAGGUCCACUAGGUGAGCAAGAAUUUGUGACAUUAUGCUCUGAGGUGAUCAGUGCCGGUACUGAUACUAGUGCAACAACCAUCGAAUGGGCUCUACUUCACUUGGUACAAAAUCAAGAAAUCCAAGAGAAGCUAUACAAAGAAAUCAUCGGAUGUGUAGGCAAAAACGGGGUGGUCAGAGAAGAAGAUACUGAGAAAAUGCCUUAUCUUGCUGCAAUUGUUAAAGAAACUUUCAGGCGUCACCCACCAAGCCAUUUUGUUCUAUCCCAUGCUGCUACUAAGGAGACUCACCUUGCUGGUUACACCAUUCCAGCUGAUGUUAGUGUUGAGUUUUACACUGCAUGGGUGACUGAGGAUCCGGAUUUGUGGAAGGAUCCGGAUGAGUUUCGCCCCGAGAGGUUCUUGGACGGUGAUGGGGUUGAUGUGGAUGUGACCGGGACUCGUGGGGUCAGGAUGAUUCCUUUUGGUGCCGGAAGGAGGAUUUGUCCGGCAUGGAGCCUUGGUAUAUUGCAUGUUAAUUUGCUGCUUGCUCGGAUGGUGCAUGCUUACAGGUGGUUGCCUUGCCCGGACGCCCCACCCGACCCGACUGAGACUUUUGCUUUCACUGUUGUGAUGAAAAAUCCUCUGAAAGCUGUGAUAUUGUCCAGGCAAUUAGUUGGAUAA
Messenger RNA from Dovyalis caffra, 1572 nucleotides. The record is from the annotation of a GenBank genome assembly. NCBI's taxonomy places the organism in Eukaryota, Viridiplantae, Streptophyta, Magnoliopsida, Malpighiales, Salicaceae.